This is a messenger RNA of Morone saxatilis (striped sea-bass), 1676 nucleotides long. It is a transcript of the gene vsnl1a, whose product is annotated as visinin-like 1a. The transcript is spliced from 4 exons. Lineage: Eukaryota; Metazoa; Chordata; Actinopteri; Moronidae. Gene Ontology annotation, molecular function: calcium ion binding. The coding region runs from base 284 to 859 and encodes 191 amino acids. The record is from RefSeq and is a predicted model, not a curated record.
AGCAGUGUGUGUUCAGCAGCAGCAUCCUACGGACCCGCACCGCCGCUCACUUUCGGUCGAGGCUGACUUUUUCUCCCGCAAAAACAAUAUAAAUAAAUAUAAUAAAAACACCACAGAAUAAAACAAAACACGACAGACAUCUUAAGCUACCAGUGGCUCGGCAGAAGAGCAUCUUCCGACGUUUGAAUCGCUUCUUUUUUUUUCCCGUCUUCGCAGGUUUUUCUGACCACUCCAGACAUCAGACCGGACUUCUCCCGUUCACUCCGCACUCUCUCAAGGAAAAAUGGGGAAACAGAACAGCAAGCUGACCCCUGAAGUGAUGGAGGACCUGGUGAAGAACACAGAGUUUAACGAACACGAGCUGAAGCAGUGGUACAAGGGUUUCCUGAAGGACUGUCCCACCGGCCGGCUCAACCUGGAUGAGUUCCAGCAGCUCUAUGUCAAGUUCUUCCCUUACGGCGACGCGUCCAAGUUCGCCCAGCACGCCUUCAGGACCUUCGACAAGAACAGCGACGGCACCAUCGACUUCAGAGAGUUCAUCUGCGCGUUGUCCAUCACAUCACGAGGCAGCUUCGAGCAGAAACUCAACUGGGCCUUCAACAUGUACGACCUGGACGGAGACGGCAAGAUCACACGGGUGGAGAUGCUGGAGAUCAUCGAGGCGAUCUACAAGAUGGUGGGCACUGUGAUCAUGAUGAAAAUGAACGAGGACGGCCUGACGCCCGAGCAGAGGGUGGACAAGAUCUUCUCCAAGAUGGAUAAGAACAACGACGACCAGAUCUCGCUGGAGGAGUUCAAAGAGGCGGCCAAGAGCGACCCGUCCAUCGUAUUACUGCUGCAGUGUGACCUCCAGAAAUAGGCCGGAGGGCGAGCAGAGGAGCGCUGCACCAGCCGCCACGGACUGCACAGAAAGAAUUUCAUGUUCCAUUCAGUUUGCAGCUAUUUCCACUGAAAAAAAAAAAUAUGCUUGGACUACCUUUCAAUGGAUCUGCUUCUUGUGUUUGAAACACUCGUGUGCAUGAGAAUGUUAUUUGCUAUAAAAAGAUCUACACACAACAUACAACAGUGUGGGGGUGCACGCUCACACCACAAACACACUCACAGUACAUAUACACACACACACACACACACACACACUCACUACAUAUAAACACUUCGCACAAAUAAUAUAUAUAGAUAGAUAUAUAAAUAUGAAUAUAUAUUUAAAUUAUUCAAAGAUCAACUGCCAAAAUGUGAAGUGUGCAAAGUAUUUUCCAUACAGUUUCAUUCUACUGGAGCUUGCGCAUCAUUGAUGUGCUACGUUGAAUUUGCCGCUACUCUAUUUAUCGUUCCGAGUUUAAUGACGCUAGCUGUAUGUGUUUCAUAAUACUGAGUAAUGUCAACUGAACCAAAUUCCUAUGAUAAUGUAUCUGCCUCCAAUAAGACACUCGAUCCAUCCUCUCCGAUAUGAUAUUAGCUCUAGAAGAGAUGGAUUAGCGUUUGUCCAACUUUUCCUUCCAAAACAUGCUUGUACUGUCGGUAAAGAAAAAUGUAAACGUAGUUAAUUUGCAUGCCUUUAGGUUCUGCCUUAAAAAAUCUCCUCAUUUUGCAUCCUGUAAUCGCAGACGGAAAGCCUUAUCAAAGCAGCGCGGCGUCACGUGGGAGAAACCGUGAGAAAAGAUUUUUACCGUAUAGGG